This is a messenger RNA of Penicillium maclennaniae, 606 nucleotides long. Its product is annotated as fungal specific transcription factor domain-containing protein. Gene Ontology annotation, cellular component: nucleus. The record is from RefSeq and is a predicted model, not a curated record. Gene Ontology annotation, molecular function: DNA binding; zinc ion binding. NCBI's taxonomy places the organism in Eukaryota, Fungi, Ascomycota, Eurotiomycetes, Eurotiales, Aspergillaceae. Gene Ontology annotation, biological process: DNA-templated transcription. The transcript has 3 exons. The coding region runs from base 1 to 606 and encodes 201 amino acids.
AUGGAAGCUUAUUGGCUUUAUGAAGACGUGAUGAUAGAAAACAUCACAGAAGAAACUCGCGACCAUUUGGUAGAUCUCUACUUUCGCUUCAUACAUGACAAACCCCACACAUUGUUUCACCCGACCCUUCUCAGGAAACGGAUUCGUGAAGACGAGGUUGGAAUAGCACUUCUCUACUGCAUCAUGGCAUUGGCAGCCCGCUUCUCUGACCACGCCGAGAUUCGCCAAAUGACAAAAUCACUAUACCUGGCGGCCAAGCAUCUCACAAAACAACAGAUUGAAGUAGUUUGUCUUGAUAACAUUCAUGCUUGUAUCCUUGUCGGCAAUCUUUGCGGUGCGGAAGGGGAAAUUGAAGCAGAAGCUAUAUUCUUCGGAGUUGCAUUUCGCAUGGCAGAUAUCUGCGGAUUUCCAGAUGCGCAUGACUUGGAAGAUAGCGUUACCAAAGAAGUGAUUGUACGCACGUGGUGUUCGCUGUACAUGAUUGACCAGUGGUCCUCUGCUGGCCUCAAUCUACGCAGGCAAAUCGGGGACGAAGAGAAGCGACCUAUGGAUGAAAAGCGAUUUUGGCGCUUAAAGCCUGGAGAAUUCCUCACACCCUCCAUCUAA